CAUUAUUUUCAUAAAAUAGAUUUGAAGAUGCUUUCAAUAGAGGGAGCAUGUGAUUGGAGAAUUCAACUGCAUCCUGAUUCCCGCCAAAGAAUUCUCAACAAAACAGUGGACAUGUUAAGAAGCCAUCUUCCUGCUUCGAUCCCAGAGAGAAUGGAUGAAAUAUGGAAGAUUGCUCGAUGGUGUGAAGAGAAGAGUUUUAAUGUAGCAACAAGCCAGUCUGAUUAUCUUCGGAAACUAUCUUUGAUGAUGCUUUCAUUCGUUAAUAUAUGCCAGCGAUGCCAUGGGCAACCAUCAAAUCAAUUUGGCCAUGACAAUAAACCUCCCAAUCCAGGUUGUAUUGUUGUUAAAAUCUCGAUUUAUCAGUACGAUUUUACGUUUUUACGAUUUUUUUUCAUCAAAACGAUUUUACUAAUAUUCCAAACGUUUUUACGAUUUUUUUGCAUUACGAUUUUACGUUUUACAAUUUUUUAAUCUCCUUCCAAUUUUACUUAAGAUCUCGAUUUUAACAAUAUUGUCAGGUUGGCAUUUAAGAGCCUUGACAUGUAAUUCCAAUGUGGCACCAAGGUGGCCUAAGCCUAUUUUUGUGUUCUUUUAAAUACUUGCUUAAAUCUUUUCAUAUUGUUCUUGCGGUUAUUAUUUUUACUUUCUCAGUUGUUUCAUCUUUCAUGUCUGCUAGCUUAAGCUCUAGCUCUUGGGAUUAUGGUGUCUUAGUGCUUGAAAAUUUAUUAAUAUUGGAUGUUGAAGGCCAAUCUGAGGGAGCAGAGCAGCAGGAACAAAAGAAGGCCAAUCUGGACUUGUGACUCUUGGGCUAGCUGAGGAGGGCAAGCGGUUGAAGCAAUGUUGGUUGUAAAGGAUAGAGUAGUUAACUAUCUGUUGUAACUAAUUUAACUGAAUUGCAUACCUGUUUGUAUAGCUUCUGUUAGAUAGGUUAGUGGGUCACUGUAGCUUUGUUAGAUUGAUUAGCGUUCAGCUGAAAGAUUGACCCAUUAUCAAUAUUCAAUAAUGUAAUUGAAUAGGUAUCAGUUCUUU
This is a messenger RNA of Gastrolobium bilobum, 1029 nucleotides long. Its product is annotated as mediator of RNA polymerase II transcription subunit 15a. The transcript is spliced from 4 exons. Gene Ontology annotation, molecular function: transcription coregulator activity. The record is from RefSeq and is a predicted model, not a curated record. Gene Ontology annotation, biological process: regulation of DNA-templated transcription. Bases 28 to 471 code for a protein of 147 amino acids. NCBI's taxonomy places the organism in Eukaryota, Viridiplantae, Streptophyta, Magnoliopsida, Fabales, Fabaceae.